Nothobranchius furzeri (turquoise killifish) is the source of this 3088-nucleotide messenger RNA. RefSeq names its product AP-5 complex subunit beta-1. Gene Ontology annotation, cellular component: lysosomal membrane; AP-type membrane coat adaptor complex. NCBI's taxonomy places the organism in Eukaryota, Metazoa, Chordata, Actinopteri, Cyprinodontiformes, Nothobranchiidae. The record is from RefSeq and is a predicted model, not a curated record. Gene Ontology annotation, biological process: endosomal transport.
CCCUGGACCCGUGACAUGACACACGGAAGUUAGGGUGGUAAGCACAGUACACAGACAUGGAGAGCAGCUGAACCCGUGAACAGAGCGGAGGCUGCAGUACCUUUAUAAGAAGUCGUUGACGUGAGCCGCUGGAGGCUUUGGAAAAGUUCAAGAUUUGAAGUAAGAUGGCGGAGAACUGGUACGGCAGAAUGCGCCGUUUUAGCGGCGGUCCGACUCGCUUCCUGUCGGAAACCAACGUGGAGGUAUUCCUGACAGAGUUGCUGCGGGAGCUCCGGGAUGACCGGGCCACUUUCAACCUCAAGGUGCUCCUGCUGUCUCCACUCUGUGAGUAUCCAGACCUGCUAUGCUCCUCAGACUCUGUAGGACAGGAGACCGCUCUGGAUCUCAUGUCCGUGUUUGCCCAGUGUCCUCGAAAGUCCACUCAGUUUCGCAGCCACCUCCUUGUGGCCCUCACCUGUGUUCUGAUCUGCACUUCCUGUGUACGUAGCCGCUCCCAUGUGGCACUAGACUUUCUAGACCUGCUCUUUCAGGUAGCUCAGGAUGUCAGUGACGUCCACAACGAUGACACAUCACGCUCGCUCCGAGCCACAGCUUGCGACUGCCUGCAGGAGAUGGAGACCUGCUGCCCCGGACUUCUGUCCCAACGGCUGGAGCUCUUGAGUGGUUUGCGGCAGCAGGAGACCUCCAGGCUCCACCAGGUCUAUGCAGGCCUCCAGACUGUGGUGCUGAAGAAUGCCGUGUAUCAGCUGACUCAAGAGCCAGGAGCUGGGGCUGAGCACCUGAAAUGUCUUCUGGGAGGAAACACAUCCUUUGCUUGGGAAGUAGACCAGGAUGCUUUCCAGACAGACAGCAAAGACUCAGCCAUGCUGUCCUCUCUCAUCCAGGGGUCCAUGGGGAUGAUGCCAACGCUGCACACCGGGCCUGACUGUAAGGAGCUGAGAUCUGUCCUCUCCUCCCUGCUGGAGGAGUCCUACCUGUUCACGCCUCUGUGUCAGGCUGCUCUCCUACACAGACUGACGGAGGUGGUCGCCAUGGUUCCUGGUAUCCCUCCAACCAUAUUCAGAGCUCAGCUGCUGCGACUGCUCGGAACCAGUGAGGUUUGUCUUUUCCACGCCACUCUGCUGAUGAAGUGUGCUUUCACUGACAGCCUGUUCAGCGCUGAAGAUGAAACCUUUCUCCUGAAGCGGCUACUGGUUCUCUCCCAGCACCCCCUCCUGAGCAUACCUGAGAAGCUCUUCUACAUGGACUGCAUUCUGCACUUCCCAGAAAACCGUCCAAUCAGCUGCAGCGACAGUGACGAGGCCCUCCCAGUGCUGCUGACGCCACAGCUCGCUUCCACCCUGCUGCCCACCGUGUUCAACGACAGCGCCACCAUGCUGGCUCGGCUCCACCUGCAGUCUCUGGUCUAUCUGGAGGAGGGAGUGGAGGAGAGCAGGGGGCUGGUCUACCUGUACGACCACCUGACUUCAAUGCUGAACAUUGUGGAGAGUGGAGGCAGCAGAGAGAUAGUUGUGACCUUUUUCAGAGCUGCUUUCCUCUUCCUGUUGUACUUCAGCCAGGUUCACAGUUACUGCUUGGACCUGAGUGAGCAGCUGUGUCGGCUCUACCUGCGGCACACUCGGUUGGCUCCUCAUCUCAUCAACCUGGCUAACCAGACCCAAGAGCGACUCCCAGAGUGUACCUGGGCUAUAGGGCUCCUAAGAGGCCUCCAAAAGGGGAUCACCAAAGCCCUGCUGGGCCAGCUGUCCCUGCAAGACCUCAGCUGGCAUCUUAAGGUUCUGACUCGUGUGGCAGAAGAACGAGAGAUCUGUCAGCACUGCAGCCUGGGCUUCCUGUCCAGUGUCAUCACCACCUCCCCGCUGGGUGUGGGUGGGGACUGGCGCCUGGGGAACAGCUUUCUGGCAGUCUGCCGCCGUGUACUCCUCCACCCAACUCUGGACUCUCUGCUCAUCCCUCUGGCAGACAUUCUGCAGCAUUUGGCCUGUUACUAUGGAGACGCAGACAUCCAGGACCACGCCCGCCUUUAUUACACCCUCCUGACCACAGUGUCCCAGGAGAAGCUGGCCAUGAUGCUGGCGCAGGAAGCAGCAGAUAAUGGACCGCAGGUGAAAAAGCGAACCCUGUCCAGCCUCAUGGCGGAGAAUGAAGGACUGACAGGUGCACUAACCGUCCACCAGACGGAGACAGCAGUCCUCUGUCUCACCCUGGUUUCUUCUGAGGGACCAGGAGAAAGUGGACAGCUGCAUGAAAAGGAAACGGAGGAUGUGACUGAUGUUCUGGAGGCUUACAGAUCUCAGUUUGGUGAGCCUGGCUUUAUGCCAGAUGUCACGCUGAAGUAUCAGCUGGUCCACAAGCAGGAUCAAGACCCUCGCUUUGAGCAAUUGUUCAAUAUCCGCCUCCACUUUGUCCUCACUGAUGACCAUUAUGAACAGCUGCAGGACAUCAAUGUCCCAUGUGUCUUCAAAGGGAGACCCCCACCUGUGGUGCAGCUGAGACUGAAGCCCCGGCAGCCAUACCCAACCACUCUACGCGUCAGCGCCAUCUUCACUACCCAGGAUGGCUUCUCUUGGCACACCCCUCUGCCUGAUGUCCAUGUGGCAUUCCAGCAGUCCUUCCUGCCUGUCCCCACUCCCCCGUCCUGGUCUGGAGAAGCGCGGCUGCAGCUGUUUGAAAGGCUGUGGGAGGAGAUCAGCUCAGAAACGGGUGACUGUGCUGUCAGCCUGUUCUGCUGCCAGCUGCAGGAGGCGGAACUGAAUGUGCUGGUAGGAAAACACUUUUGUCCCUUCCUCGUCUCACAUCCAGCUAAUGAGGACGAGUUCAGGGUGCUCUUCUUCCUUCCACCGCAGUCCCACCUGCUGCUGAAGGUCCGGUCUGAGGUGGACGCCGUGCACUUCAGCAUCGCCUCUGACAGCUGGCAGCUUCUUCCCCUCAUAAAUUCAUACCUGCUAACAGUCACAUCAUCUCAGGAGGACACCACCAGCUAACCAAACUUUCAACAUCCACAAGCUGCUUGUGUGAAAGCAACAAGCCAAAGUCAGAUGAUGCACUUUUAUGAACUUGAUUUGAAAUUAAAAUGUGAAUUAAAUCA